UUUUAGACUCUUCAAGGUUCAUCAGAAGACAACCCAUGAUUUUUGAAGCAUUCUCGGGAUCAAAAUUUUUAAUCUUGGAAAGACAUAGGAUAACAUCAGACCGAAAGGAAGGAGCAUAAUUUUAAGGAAUAGUGAUUAGAAAAGUGAAAUCCGAGGACAGAGAGCGAGCGAGGUGGGACACGGUGAGUGCAUAGAGUAGAAAGGUCAAAAUUGAGGUUGUUUGGUUUGUAGGUGGUGAAUGGCGCAAGAAGACAAACCCACAUCUUCACUUAUGCACCCAUCUUCCUCGUACACCUUCCUUCUCAACAUCAUGAGCAAAAGGAGAACUUGGGCAUGUCUUUUUUUCUUUGUCUAUGGAACCCUUUUGGCUUCUUCAUGGAAUUUCCUCCAAUCCACGCUUUCUUGGUACAAUCUUCAAGUUCAGUCCUCCACCUCCGCCUGGCCAGCGCUCUACGCCUCCGUGCUUCUCGGCACCGUCUUUGGGCUCCUCUCCAUGGUGGCAACUCUGAUGGUUAUGGUUCCGGCUGUGCUGGUGAUGUGGAUCACAGUGGUGGUGCUGUUGGCCUUCUUUGGGAAGCCUAGGAGGACCCUGGUGGUGGAGGGAAGGAAGAUCACGGGGGAGAUUUUCGGGAAAUGAAAAGGCUGACUGGUGAAGACUCCAGAAAAAGAGAAAUUUAUGUGGAAUUAAAUUUAAUACACGUCAACUUAAAUAAAUCACAACUCAACAUUUGCAAAUGGUGUUAGUUUAAAAUUAAUGGAGAGAGUUUAAUUGCUUCAA
Molecule: messenger RNA, 778 nt
Organism: Vigna radiata var. radiata (mung bean)
Lineage: Eukaryota; Viridiplantae; Streptophyta; Magnoliopsida; Fabales; Fabaceae
Exons: 1
Coding region: 239-637 (132 amino acids)
Source: RefSeq, a predicted model, not a curated record